GACUUCAACUUUCUCCCCAUCCCUAAGCACCUGCAAUACUAUGCGUCACACCCACCGACAUUCAAUUUGACCCUGAAUGUCCUCUUCGGGGUCGGUGGCACAUUUGUCGUCUCAAACCUAUACUAUUGUCAACCACUUCUUAUCCAAUUAUCGCUGUCAUUCAACGUCUCUUAUAAUCAAGUCUCUCGAGUUCCCACGCUUGUGCAGGCUGGCUACGCAUGUGGUCUGCUCCUCAUUUCUCCCCUGGGUGAUCUUGUCCGGCGACGAGCACUCAUCCUCGUGCUCAUCGCAGCCUCCACCGCCUUGACGAUCGGCCUGCCGCUCACGAAUUCCCUCCAGGCGUUCGAGGCCCUCAGCUUCCUCAUCGGAUUCAGCUCCGUCGUGCCGCAGAUCCUGAUGCCCUUCGCCGCGGACCUGGCGCCGCCGCAUAAGCGCGCGGCCGCGCUGUCGAUUGUGCUCUCGGGCCUGCUGCUCGGCAUCCUCUUCGCGCGUGUCGUCGCCGGUGUCGUCGCGAACUUUGUGACGUGGCGCAUCGUGUACUGGCUCUCGGUGGGUCUGCAGUCGUGCGUGCUCCUGCUCAUGUACUUCAAGCUGCCCGACUUCCCCCCGAAGAACGAGCACAUGUCUUACUUCAGCAUCCUGUACACGAUGGCGAAGUUCGCCGUCACCGAGCCGCUGCUCAUCCAGUCGUCGCUCAUCAACAUCGCGUCCAUGGCGUGCUUCACCAACUUCUGGGUCACGCUCACGUUCUUGCUCGGCGGACCAAUCUACAACUACAGCACCCUGGUCAUCGGCCUCUUCGGUCUCGUGGGCAUGGGCGGCGUCUCGACGUCGCCGAUCCUGGGGCGGCUCGUCGACAAGAUGGUGCCGUGGUAUGGCACGCUGAUCGCGACGUUCGGCCAGACGAUCUUCUACGCGAUCCAGACGGCGGCCGCGGGCCUGAACGUCUCCGUCGUCAUCAUCGUCUGCUUCGGCAUCGACUCCUUCCGGCAGUUCCAGCAGGUGUCGCUCACGACCAGCGUCUUCGGCCUCGACCCCUCGACGCGCGCGCGCAUGAACGCGGUGCUCAUCAUGUCGAUCUUCAUCGGGCAAAUCAUAGGGACCGCGGCGGGCACUUCGUUGUUCACCCACCACGGCUGGCGUGCGGCAGCGGCGCUGAGCCUCGGAUGCGAAAGCUUCUGCCUGUUUGUUCUCUUCGUUCGUGGGCCGCACUGCACAAGAUAUACGUGGUUUGGCUGGGAAGGCGGCUCCGCAUGGCGC
This is a messenger RNA of Phanerochaete carnosa HHB-10118-sp, 1260 nucleotides long. RefSeq lists its product as uncharacterized. Gene Ontology annotation, biological process: transmembrane transport. Lineage: Eukaryota; Fungi; Basidiomycota; Agaricomycetes; Polyporales; Phanerochaetaceae. The record is from RefSeq and is a predicted model, not a curated record. The annotation marks the transcript as partial. Gene Ontology annotation, molecular function: transmembrane transporter activity. The transcript has 6 exons.